This is a messenger RNA of Anopheles marshallii, 330 nucleotides long. RefSeq lists its product as uncharacterized. The transcript is spliced from 2 exons. The record is from RefSeq and is a predicted model, not a curated record. Bases 1 to 330 code for a protein of 109 amino acids. NCBI's taxonomy places the organism in Eukaryota, Metazoa, Arthropoda, Insecta, Diptera, Culicidae.
AUGAAGCAAGAUUUGAAACUGAUUUGUCUUGUGCUUGUCGGUGCCACGACACUGCUCCUACUACUGCCGUGCGUGUCAACAGCACAAUUACCAGUUCCAUACUAUGAGCAAAGGCAUGGAAUUGGACCAUUAUCUUGGAGCGACAUGGCCUACGUGCAGCGCCUGGUAGAGCAGGAAGAUGACAGUAUGGAAGUGACCACAAAUGCUGGCGAAGCAGAGGGCUCAGACGCUUGGGACAAUUCGUGCGUCAGUGAGCCAGUUAAUGCUGGCGGUUUCAGCGUGGAGGAAGAGGUAAAGGAAUCGGACGGAACUAUCCAGGAGGAUGUGUAG